Malania oleifera is the source of this 2104-nucleotide messenger RNA. Its product is annotated as dof zinc finger protein DOF1.4-like. Bases 978 to 1856 code for a protein of 292 amino acids. Gene Ontology annotation, biological process: regulation of DNA-templated transcription. Gene Ontology annotation, molecular function: DNA-binding transcription factor activity; DNA binding. NCBI's taxonomy places the organism in Eukaryota, Viridiplantae, Streptophyta, Magnoliopsida, Santalales, Ximeniaceae. The record is from RefSeq and is a predicted model, not a curated record. The transcript has a single exon.
GAAUAUUUAUUAUUUAUAUAAUAAAAAAAUUAUAUGAAAAUCGGGACGUCACAGGUGAGAUAAUCUCAAGACAUUAUUAAUAAGAAUUUAUUUUCACUUCUGGACUAACAAGACUCUAAAAGCUCUUUACAUAUCAUAGUGAGAAAUUCCAAAAACUGAGCAGCUGGACAACUCUCUACCCGGAACUCGAACUCGAAAGUGAGAGCCCUUUGGAAUUACAAGAUUGCACGAACCGAGUCCUUCGUGAUCUGCGUCUGGAUUCCACUACUCCUAAUCGGUAUCCCACUGUGCAGCUUCGUAACUAGAGGCAUACGUCGCGCACUACAGACGGCGGUGUCUUAUACACUUGUCAGCCUUCUUCAUCUGGCCCGCGCGGCCGCCUUCCACCUUAACCCCGAAGUAACUCUCUCUCUCUCUCUCUCUCGCUCUAUAAAAUUGAGUGGAGAGGGAAGGACCUGGUAGUUAUCAGCGCUCGAGCUAUAAUUUAGUACUGUUCGACUUCAUUCUACUGCGCCCCCACAGGCCACACAAAUCAUUAAUCAAACACUCCCUCUUGGACCAUACUUUGAUUUUUCUUCCCCAUAUCCAUCUCCUUCUUCUUCAUCUCCUUCUUCUUCUUCUUCUUCUUCUUGCUAUUAUUAUUCUAUAUAUUGUUUUUACAGGUAGAUAGAUUGGCGGUUAAGAAUACAUAUAGACAUAGUCAGUCUCUCCAUCGACAUGCUCGCUUCUCCUCAGCUUCCUGAGCAUUUCUCUGCAUACCCAUCAAUUUCUUCAGAGCAACAGCUCUCUGUCUGCCUCAAUAUCAAACUCAAGAACCUCAUGUGCUUGCUCCUCCUCCGAUUCAUCUCCCUUCUUGCUCCUCGAUCCAAAGGCUAGACCUUUAUAUUUUUACUUUCAUAUUCACUUCCGAUCACAGAGCAUUAUUAGCUUAAUUCCAGCUUGAUCAUCAAUAUUAGUUCUUCAUUCAAGGCGGCCACAUGAUGGGUUUGAGCUCAAAACAAGUUUCGGCUGGUGAAGGGGUCGAUUGGGGCCAGACCUUGUUGCCCACGGGUGCCUUGGAGCUGCCUCCGAAACAAACUCCGGCGACGCGGCAACCGCCUCAACAGCAAUUGGGGCCGUCGCUGAAGUGCCCGCGAUGCGAUUCUACCAACACCAAGUUCUGUUACUACAACAAUUAUAACAAGUCCCAGCCCCGCCACUUCUGCAAAUCCUGCAAGAGGCAUUGGACUAAAGGCGGAACUCUCCGCAACGUUCCCGUCGGCGGCAGCCGCAAGAAUAAGCGGCUCAAGGCGUCAACAGCCAGUACUUCCGCCACCGCCGCGACCAGUGCCUCAAAUAGUGGGAGUGGCGGGACUAAUACCCACACAGCAAAUCAUCGAACAGUUGGUGAUGGGGAGACCGAUAUUUCUGAAAUUCUCCCUCGGGCUUUGAUUUCUUGUUCCCCAUCUAAUUCUCUUCAACUCAAUCAUUUCUUCAACAGCAGCAGCAAAAAUUUCGGUCAUGAUGGCAUCUUCGACCGGUCGAUUCUAUCUCUGCAUCAAAAUCAUCAGAACCUAUGCAACAUUCCCUUUCCAAGCCUCACAAGCCCUUUCGGGAGCGACCCAUUUUCAAUUUCGUCCCCAUUUCAAUCCUCGAACGUUUAUAGCUGUGCCGCAGGGGAACCCGAGACUAUGGAGGACUCAACAAUCACUACCGUGAAUAUGCCCACGGCAAGCGGCGGCGGCGCGGCCACCGAUCAGCCAUGGCAGGUACCUACUUCAAGCAGCGCCGCCCUGGAGACAUGCUACUCGUGGGGUUUAGAUGAUAUUGACGCACUGGUCUCAGCCGACCUCAAUCUACCAUGGGAUGAUGAUUAAUCCGAUAUCAAACCAUGAAGGUGUUUUUUCUGUUCUCCGUUUUUCAUUAGCGGUGUCAACAGACAUGUCUACGAGUUUGAUGUCUGUGUACUACUAGUUGGGAUCGCCUCUUCUAUCUGUUAAAUAUUUAUACUAGUUAAUCAUACCAAUAUGUGUUUCUUUUUGUUUUCAGCGAUCAUACAUCUUCAAUUGUCUCCUUCAACCUGUAAUUGUCAUAGUGAUAAAGGCUAUUUGAAGCUGUCAUUUUU